AUGACAAGGUUCAAAAGUUCAGAGACUACUACGAUGGUUGAAACAGCCUUCCCAUCAUCCCAGUAGUCACUGCGAAGAUCUGACAGCUGGGCCCGCACUUCAACGAAUCAACCAAGCAUGACUUCCGUCAGUCAUCAGCCCGCUUCCGUUGAUCCUGCCAUUUCCACCCGAAGGACACCAUCCCGUAAAGCUCCGUCCCCUUAUCGACCUUCGGUGCCGAGCAAAACCCAUUACAGCAACGCAAAUAUCAACUCUCCAAACAAAUUAACCCGUAAUAAUACGUUUAUUGCGGAAUCCGGAAAGUCUUACAGAAAUGGAAAUGGUGGUGAGCACCAGGAACAGGACGAUUCCGGCGAGGGGCGACUCGGUCCGAAAACGAAAAGUUCGAGCGCCGGUGCCUUGGAGGAUCUGCGCCAGCGGGAAAGUGACGACGGUCAGCUGGUGGACAUCUUCAAGGGGGAUGACAUCAUUUUUACGGGAUCGGAAGAAGAUCGCCAGCAAGCGCUGGAAGAGUCGGUCCCACUUCCGGCGAUGCCUCCGGUAGUGAGCAAAAAGUCUUCCAAACGGACGUCACUUCCGGUGAAGACAAAUUCCUCGCUUGGUCGUCCGCUUCGUUCCCAGCGGAGCGUAAUCAACGGAUGCGACUCCAAAACGAUUCGGAACCUGCUCAAGUUGAUCACGCGAAGCUACUUCGAGAGUCUCAAGUACGAGAUCGAUCGUAUGAAGGACAACGACCGGAGGCUGCAAGAGUUGGCUGGUUCGCAUGGGAAUUCGAUCGUGGCGCUGAUCAGUCGCGAUGCGGAGUACGAUCGUAGAAUUGAGGAGUUGCGGGAGCAGAACGUGAGAUUGCUGAUUGAAACUCGCGAGAAGGACAAGGCCCAGCAGACGACGGUCAACACGAUAACCGCUGAGCUGAAUGAGUUGAAAUCUGUCUGCAACCUGCUUUUGAAGAACAUCGAAAAGGACUACGAGCUGGACCUGCUGGCUCGGAAGCUCCGCAAAUCCAAGCAGUUCGACUCCAACACGUACAAAAUGCUCAAAACGCAACUCCGCAAACCUAUCCGCACCAAAUCGGUCCAAUCUCCGGAGAAGUCCUGCUCCCGAGCGAAGCUCCAGCACAAACAGGAAGUGCUAUCGCUUCCGUCCAAGGCGAAAAGUGAAGCCGUGCUAAAGUCGUCCAAAUCCAAAGUGUCGCGCAGUUCCGCCGUGGCGAAGGUAGUGACGAAGCCGACACCGCCGUCGCAGAAGCUCAAGAGCGACUGGUCCUCGCUGUCCAGCAUGUCGUCGAUCUCUACCCGGACCGACAUGCUGUCCGACAUCGAGCUGACGUCGGACAAGAGUCGGGCCGAUUCGAGCAAAUCGGCUGGGAACGACAGCGAGACGGCGAAGCAAACGGCACUGAAAAGCCACAAGCCGAGCAUUCUCAAGAUAUUCUGCUGUGGGGGACGUUCGAAGAAAGCGAAGAAAAGCGCCAAGACGAAUUAAUUUUUUAACGAAUUUU
Messenger RNA from Culex quinquefasciatus (southern house mosquito), 1501 nucleotides. RefSeq lists its product as uncharacterized. The transcript is spliced from 4 exons. The record is from RefSeq and is a predicted model, not a curated record. The coding region runs from base 118 to 1485 and encodes 455 amino acids. NCBI's taxonomy places the organism in Eukaryota, Metazoa, Arthropoda, Insecta, Diptera, Culicidae.